ACACGGAUAUCUAAAUUAGAGUUUAAACUAGGUGAAAGGUUGCGAGAGCAAGAGACUAGAACUAGCAAAGCAGUCGUUGGAAAUUCAGUUGCCAAUUCAUGAAUGGCCCAUCGCAAUCUCUGUCCAAAACUUUGAAACGCCUUUUCCCAACUGCUUCUGGACAAUGUGAGUCACUCUUACACCACUGCGCCACCGCCAAAUCCCUGCCAACCACCAAGAAACUCCACGCCCAUGUUAUAACAUUAGGCCUGCUAUCCGACCAUACCCACUUUCUCUCUUUGCUGAUCUCCGCGUACGCAAUUUGCGGCCAGGUGAAUUACGCCUGCAAACUGUUUGAUGAAUUGUCUGAUCGUACCUUGCUUUCCUACAAGGCCAUGAUAAGAAUGUACACUGAAAACGGGUUUCCUCUUGGGGCGCUCAAACUGUUCGUGGAAAUGCUCGAGUCUUGUAGAAAUUAUCCGGAUAGGUAUACGUACCCAUUUGUUAUUCGAGCUUGUGGGGAUUUGGUGUUGCUCGAUUUGGGUGUUGUGGUUCAUGGGUUGACCGUUAAAAGUGGGUUCGGGACGGGGACUUUUGUGGGGAAUUGUUUGUUGGCAAUGUAUAUGAAAUGUGGGGAUAAAGAUGGGGCUAGAAGAGUGUUUAAUGCAAUGAAGGAGAAAGGGGUGGUUUCUUGGAACACGAUGAUCAGCGGCUAUUUUAGGAAUGACAGUGCUAAAGAGGCCGUGAUGGUUUUCAGGGAAAUGGUGAAUGGUGGAGUAGAGGCUGAUUGUGCUACGGUUCUUUCGGUUUUGCCAGCUUGUGGUUAUUUGAAGAACUUGGAAGUGGGGAGAGAGGUGCAUUUAUUGGUGGAGGAGAAGUGUUUAGGGAAAAGAUUGGCAGUUCAGAAUGCUUUGAUGGACAUGUAUGUAAAAUGCGGAAGAGUGGAUGAGGCAAGUAGAGUUUUUUAUGGGAUGGUGGAGAGGGAUGUGGUGACAUGGACUACUAUGAUUAAUGGGUACAUAUUGCACGCUAAUUGGACAAGUGCAGUCGAGCUGUGUCAAAUGAUGCAGAUUGAAGGUGUGAGGCCUAAUGAGGUGACAUUGGCUUCACUUCUUGCAGCAUGCACGAAUUUGCCUGAUUUGAGGCUUGGUAGAUGUUUGCACGGUUGGGCAAUCAGGCAUAAGCUUGAAUGUGAUGUUAAUGUUGAAACUGCACUGAUCGACCUUUAUGCAAAAUGUAAUUGUGUUAAACUUAGUUUCAGGGUUUUCUCCAGGACAUCUAAAAAGAGGACUGUACCAUGGAAUGCAGUUCUCUCCGGGUGUGUUCAUAACAAGCUUGCAAGAGAAUCUUUAGAACUUUUCAAACAAAUGCUGUUAGAAGAAAUUAAACCCGAUGAUGCAACCUGGAAAAGUCUCCUUCCUGCGUAUGCCAUGGUAGCAGACCUGCAGCAGACGUUGAAUAUACAUGGUUACCUGGUAAGAGCAGGGUUUAUUUCCAAGACUGACAUCGCCACUGGUUUGGUUGAUAUAUACUCGAAGUGUGGAAGCUUAGAAUUAGCUCACAAACUCUUCGAUGGGAUCUCCAAGAAGAAUAGGGACAUUGUUUCUUGGAGUGUGAUAAUAGCUGGUUAUGGAAUGCAUGGACACGGCGAGGUUGCUCUCUCUCUUUUCAAUCAGAUGGUUCAAUCUGGGGUCGAACCUAAUGAAGUCACCUUUACUUCUGUUUUGCACGCCUGCAGCCAUGUGGGCUUGGUGGAUGAUGGCUUAAAGUUAUUUAAUUUCAUGCACAAAAAUUACCAGGAGAGUCUUCGAACUGAUCACUACACUUGCAUGGUUGAUCUUCUUGGUCGUGCUGACCGACUUGAAGAAGCUUAUGAACUGAUAAAAAGUAUGCCUUUUAAACCAAACCAUUCUGUUUGGGGUGCAUUACUCGGUGCUUGUGUGAUUCAUGAAAAUGUUGAACUGGGAGAGGUGGCUGCAAACUGGCUGUUCGAGUUAGAGCCAGAAAACACCGGAAAUUAUGUAUUAAUGGGAAACAUUUAUUCUGCACUAGGAAGGUGGACAGACGCAGAAAAUGUUAGACGUAUGAUGGAUAACAUUGGAUUAGUAAAAGCACCUGCUCACAGUGCAGUCGAGGUGAGGAACAUGUGAAUUCUCUUUGAUGAGAUUAUAUGAAAGGGUAGAGUAGACCCGAGGCUCUAAAGGAAAAUAUCACCUAUACACAUACGAAGCGGAUGCAAAUCAUUAGGGUGAAGGUUGUUAAUUAGUUCAUGGACAGAGUCAGAAAGUGAUCUGGGCCACUCAAAAAAGGAGAGAUGCAGUGGUCGAUUAGAUUGGGCUUGUAAAUUUAGUAUAUUGUGGUGGCAAUUGAUAGAAGAUUUGAUAAAUCAGAUUUGAAAGAAAUCAACAGAUCCUUUCAACAAAAUUUCAAUGCUCCACGUUGAAUAAUAGAGAACAAGAAAGCGGAGGCGUACCUUGAUCCUAAUUGUAAUUGAUUUUGAACGGAUUACAAUCUUCCAAUUGAUUCGUGAUUUUCCUUAUGAAUUCUUAAAACUCUCUGUUGAUGGUGAUGCAGAGGUUAUGGAAAAAUCACGUCAAUUGGGGACUAUGACCCUAUGAUAAAUAACUGCUAGGCAGUUACCAUC
This is a messenger RNA of Olea europaea var. sylvestris, 2623 nucleotides long. Its product is annotated as pentatricopeptide repeat-containing protein At5g39350. Gene Ontology annotation, biological process: RNA modification. The record is from RefSeq and is a predicted model, not a curated record. NCBI's taxonomy places the organism in Eukaryota, Viridiplantae, Streptophyta, Magnoliopsida, Lamiales, Oleaceae. The coding region runs from base 99 to 2129 and encodes 676 amino acids. The transcript has a single exon. Gene Ontology annotation, molecular function: protein binding; RNA binding.